Electrophorus electricus (electric eel) is the source of this 3713-nucleotide messenger RNA. It is a transcript of the gene sox4b, whose product is annotated as SRY-box transcription factor 4b. Gene Ontology annotation, biological process: camera-type eye morphogenesis; neuron differentiation; negative regulation of transcription by RNA polymerase II. Gene Ontology annotation, cellular component: nucleus. Gene Ontology annotation, molecular function: DNA-binding transcription activator activity, RNA polymerase II-specific; RNA polymerase II cis-regulatory region sequence-specific DNA binding. The record is from RefSeq and is a predicted model, not a curated record. Lineage: Eukaryota; Metazoa; Chordata; Actinopteri; Gymnotiformes; Gymnotidae.
GCACGAGCCCUUACAGCGGACCGCUCGAACUUACUGAGUGCGUACGGCGCGCGGACGUUUGCGUGCUCGCGUGCUCGGUCUACCCUGCGUGGUUAGGGCACGGAGGGCUAUGCAGACAGAGUUGGGCGCCUUCAGCAACUUCGCCGGAGCUGCGCUGCCUCGCAGCCCACACUCGCCCGCGAUUAAUCGCGCUCGUAUGCAAACCUUGAAACGCCGGACGACUGUUAACGCCAACCCCCACCGGAGCGCGAGCACCGUGGAGCUCGCGGAGCGCACCUACUCGCCGAGUUGCAUGGUGCACCCCCGAAGACGAACUUUGGCAGCGCUAAAGCCUCUACGCUAAACAGGGUUGAGAGCGGUGCGCCUUUUCCUCAGGACUACUAUUCAUAGAAGAGAAGAUCCUUCGGAGUUUUUCCGUCCUCGGUCUUAUCAACUCGCUGGACUUCGGCGUGAAAAUCCGCAGGCGGUUGUAGCAAUGGUUCAGAAAACCACCAGCACGGAGAGUCCUGAGUCGCUGUUCGCCGGGGACUCCUCCGAGUCCGGGGCUAUGGAAGUAGACAUUGCUGCGUCCUCGACGCCCGGCUUUGCUGCGAGCGGAGGGGACAAGCUGGACCCCGGCUGGUGCAAAACCCCCAGCGGUCACAUUAAGAGACCGAUGAACGCGUUUAUGGUGUGGUCUCAGAUCGAAAGGCGCAAGAUCAUGGAGCAGUCGCCGGACAUGCACAACGCGGAGAUUUCAAAGCGUCUCGGCAAGCGCUGGAAACUCCUGAAAGACAGCGACAAGAUUCCCUUCAUACGAGAGGCGGAGCGCCUCCGACUGAAGCACAUGGCCGAUUAUCCAGACUACAAGUACCGACCGAGGAAGAAGGUGAAGUCGGCCGGCGCCAAGCCGAGCGAGAAGGGGGAGAAAGUGAGCGGCGGCACUUGCACCGGCGCCGGGUCCAAGCCAUCCUCAAAGAAGAGUGGAAGUUCCAAGUCGUCCGGCAAAGCGCACAAAACGGUUCCCGGGUGCGCCAAAGCCGCGCUGCCCGAGCAGGGCACGCACUCUGCAGCCGCCGAUCGCCACUCGCUGUACAAGUCCAAGUCUGCGUCGGCUGCCAAGCAAAUCCCGGACAAGAAGGGCUCCAAGCGGGUCUAUGCUUUCGGGGGCGGCAGCGGCAUCAGUCCGUCGUCAGCGGCGGUUCCGGCCAGCCCGACCCUCAGUAGCUCCGCCGAGUCCGCCGACCCCCUCAGCUUCUACGAGGACGGCGCGAGCAGCGGCAAGGAGAGCGCGGAUUCGCCCGGCGGCGCGCCCGCGACUCGCCACCGAUACACCAGCAUGCGGGCUACGUCACCGGCUCCAUCCGCCUCGCACUCCUCGUCUUCGUCUCAGUCCUCCUCUUCGGACGAGGAAUUCGACGACGACAUGCCGGACAUGAACUCGAGCCCCGGUUUCGACAGCAUGUCACUGGGAAGCAUCGGCUCCUCCGUGCUGGACAGGGACUUGGAUUUGAGCUUUGAGUCGGGAGCCGGUUCCCACUUCGAGUUCCCCGAUUACUGCACUCCCGAGGUGAGCGAGAUGAUCUCAGGAGACUGGUUGGAGUCGACCAUCUCGAACUUGGUGUUCACGUAUUGAACUGCGCAAACGCGGGGGUUGUCUUUGCAAGAGGGAAAAAAACGAGCGAAAGGGAUGCCAAGGCUAGUUUGUAGGCUGAGUUUGUAUAAUAGGCUGCAAAAAUGAGGGUCCCGCCGGGUGUCAGACGGAGAGCGCGGACCACCACGGCCAGACGCUCGCGCUCCGGCGAGGGGAUCUGCAGGUAUUUGGUGCGCAGAGCCGCAGUCGUGCGCCUGCGUCUGCACGAAGACAAGAAGAUAUGAAUGCGUCCUACUUGGGGGAGAGGAAGAUCAUAUUGGGAAAACAAAACACACGCACACACACACACAAACACACACACACUCGGUCUGAACUGGAAAACUGUGAUUGAUUUGCACGUACCUGAAGACAGACUUUGGUCGGCUGUUUGAAUCAAAUUUACUGAGAAAACGGACAAUUGAGAACUUUUCGAAUCGCCAAGUGAACUUCCUGACUUAAGAGGUACAGAAAUAGGCUGUAUUGGGCUGUUUUACAUCAUGGUGGAUUUAUUAACAAGGUGGGUUGACUUAAGGCAAACCAUUUAAAAAAAGAAAAAGAACCGCAUGUUUUCUGUCCUCUCUUGUAUUGAGCUUUUUGUAAGACUGUCGAGCAGUUCAACUAGCGGUGGGGUUAUUUAAAGGGAUAGAUGGCGCUACGUUGGGUUCCUGCUUAAAGGGAAAAAAAAAUCACCAGCUGUUUUCACUCUUCAGGAUUCAAACACAACACAAAUCUGUGCUGAUCUUUAUAAUUCAGGACCAAACUUCUGUUGUUUUCCAGGUGUUGCGUAUAGAGAAAUCCUAUUGUUUUGUCCUCGUUGUGUUUCCUUUCGACGUACGUUCAGAUGCCAUGUUUUAUAUGGAUGUAUUUAUAUACUGGCCAAACGGUUUGGACUUCUUUCUGUUUCUCGUCGGUCUUGCCAUGUCCACCCGAAACGUCUGUCUCCUUCUCCGAAGAAGGGCUAGAGUUUGAACUUUUUGAUUUUUUUUUUAUAUUUAAAUGUAGACUUUUGACACUUAAAGAGAGGAAACGUUUGAUUAUUUUCUCAGUGUAUUUUUGUACAAAUAUAUAUAAAAGGGGGUGUCAAUCGGUGUAUAUCGCUGUUUGGAUUUCCUAACUUUAAGAACCAGGCGGGUUGGUUAUCUCCGAAUCAGCCUCCUGCACAUGUUUACAGGUCCAGUCUGCAGGCGUGUGUGCAGACACACACACAGACACACACACACACACACACACACACACACACACACUCACACACACUCUCUCUCUCUCUCUCUCUCUCUCUCUCUCUCUCUCUCUCUCUCUCUCUCUCUCGUUUUCAUACCCCACUAUAGCCCACAUGUGCUUCGACACGACGACUUUUGAAAGGACAUUUCUGCAUUUCACUUCUGAUCUUGCUGAAUACACAGAGAUUGUAGCUUUAAAUGACCGUUUUUUGGCGUGGCGUUUUAUAUCGAGAUGUUCGGUUUUAACCACUGGACGGAAAAUAAACCAUUAAGCAUCAAAUUGCCGAUUUGAGUUCGCAACGAUUAUGUACUGCGUUCUUCAUUGUAUUUGAAUAUUUAAUCUUUUCUACUUGUCGGCUAAGUAUAGCUAAUUGUUUUAGUAUCUUAUGGCAUGGUGAAUAGAUUUUGUAUUUCCGAUUCAGGUUUAUAGCUGUUGUGUUUAAAAAUAAAAUAAAAAAAGAUGAAAAAUAAGGAAAAUCGUGAAAACAACUUUGUACAGCUGACUGUAUUAUAAGCAAAAAGAUUGUGUGUUUAUGUACGUUUCGCUAUACCAUGACAGGCACUAGAACAGCUGUCUUUAUACACGUUUUACUAGCUUACUUACUUUAAAGAUUAUUGUUAUGGAUUUUAUAUAUAAAUAUAUAUAUACAGCUGAAUUAUAUUAACUUUAUUUUUCAUUCAUUCUGUGCAAUAUGCUGUGUAGAAAUAUUGUUUUGUCUAAUCAUGCCAUAACACAUUUGAGGGGAAAUCUCAUGCCAACUAAAUGUGUCAAGUCACUGCCUGUCAGAUUGUUAAUAUACUCCUGUACAGAACUUUUUUUGUUUUGUUUUUUUUUGUUUUGUUUUUUUUUCAAGAAGGAAAUAAAAUCAGCUGGAACUGAA